Messenger RNA from Labeo rohita (rohu), 4075 nucleotides. RefSeq names its product synaptotagmin VIIa (gene syt7a). Gene Ontology annotation, cellular component: synaptic vesicle; axon; membrane. The transcript has 9 exons. Lineage: Eukaryota; Metazoa; Chordata; Actinopteri; Cypriniformes; Cyprinidae. Bases 196 to 1383 code for a protein of 395 amino acids. The record is from RefSeq and is a predicted model, not a curated record. Gene Ontology annotation, biological process: regulation of calcium ion-dependent exocytosis; cellular response to calcium ion; vesicle fusion. Gene Ontology annotation, molecular function: calcium ion binding; calcium-dependent phospholipid binding; phosphatidylserine binding.
GAGAGGGAGAGAGAGAGAGAGAGAAAGUAGAUGUGUGCAGACAACCUGCUCGCGCGUAAUUCUGGGAGGACUCUCCGCCGAGCAACGACACAAUAAACACUCACGGAACCGCAAGAGUUUCCCCCGGUGGAGUAACAAUAAGCACUUAAAUCACGUCACACCAUCCAGCCAGGAGUCCAUCAUCUUUCUGCAGCCAUGUAUCUGAACAGGGAGGAGGAGUACAGCAAAGGCUCCGUCUCUUUGAGCGUGCUGCUGGUGUCGUUGGCGGUAACCGUGUGUGGUGUUUGGCUGGUGGCUCUCUGCGGCGUCUGCGGAUGGUGUCAACGCAAGCUGGGGAAGAGAAAUAAACCGGGAGUGGAGUCCGUCGGGUCUCCUGAUUCAGGAAGAGGAAGAGGAGAGAAAAAAGCCAUCAAUAGGAAUAUGGGGAAUAAGCCAGCUAACAGUCCUAAGGGUCAGCCGCCAGACGCCGACGGCCAUUCCUCAGUGUCUGACCUUGCCAACUCGCUCACUGGAGACAUGGUGAUGUUGUCUCCGGGGUCGGAAGACGACGACCACGAAGGUCCAGUGAGCGAGAAACUGGGCAGGAUUCAAUUCAGCUUGGGCUACAGCUUCCAAGACACGACUCUGACGGUGAAGAUACUCAAAGGUCAAGACCUGCCCGCUAAAGACUUCUCUGGGACGUCCGACCCCUUCGUCAAAAUCUACCUACUGCCCGACAGAAAGCACAAACUCGAGACCAAAGUCAAGAGGAAAAAUCUCAACCCUCACUGGAAUGAAACCUUCCUGUUUGAAGGGUUCCCGUAUGAGAAGGUGCGGGAGCGAACGCUGUAUCUCCAGGUGCUGGAUUACGAUCGGUUCAGCCGUAACGACCCGAUCGGAGAGGUCUCGAUUCCUCUGAAUAAAGUGGAACUCGGACAGCUGAAAACGUUCUGGAAGGAUCUCAAACCCUGCAGUGAUGGCAGCGGAAGUCGUGGAGAUCUGCUAGUGUCUCUGUGUUAUAACCCCACUGCCAACACCAUCACUGUUAACAUCAUAAAAGCUCGCAACCUCAAAGCCAUGGACAUCGGGGGCACCUCAGACCCCUAUGUAAAAGUAUGGCUAAUGCACAAAGACAAGCGAGUGGAAAAGAAGAAGACGGUGACCAUCAAACGCUGCCUGAACCCCGUUUUUAAUGAAUCCUUCCCCUUUGACGUGCCCGCACAUGUUCUCCGAGAGACAACCAUCAUCAUCACCGUCAUGGAUAAGGAUCGACUGAGCCGCAACGAUGUGAUUGGAAAGAUCUACUUGUCAUGGAAGAGCGGUCCUGGCGAGGUCAAACACUGGAAGGACAUGUUGAGCCGACCACGCACGAACGUGGCGCAGUGGCACGCCCUCAAAGCCUGAUUCGCCCUCUCCAUUUCCAAUUUUCCCCCCCUUGAAUCCCAUUUGACCUUUGACCCGAAACCCCGUCCUUAUGCACAAGACUAACUUGCUGCCAGACGGCACAACACGGGUACUUUUAGCCAUCCACUCUUGUAACCUUUAACCUUCGAGCUUCUGUCUCCUUCGAUCUCUCCUCCGUCUGGUAACAUGUAGUACAAAUGCCUGCUUUUUAGCCAAUUACGCCAAUGGUUCUUUUGUGCAUUAGCAUCCGUUCUGGACUCUGGGAUAGUCGCUGAAUCCAACAAAGCCAUGCUACGCGCAGCAACUACACGUUACCAGGAUGUUGUUUCCUUCCUGUUUUUGUUUUUUCAACCCUAUUCCCCCGUGUUCCUCGGGCUGGAGAGGUCUGACAUCCUUCAGAUGUGUGAACGCAACACCUCGGCCCCAUCCCUCGCCUCGUUCAACCAGCCCCUACGUCUAGACCCGGAGGCUCGUGGGAGCUCAUUUGGCAGCCUUUAAAUUGGCCACUGCUGAAACGGAUCGAGUCGCAGGAACUCUGGGAGUUGUAUUUUUCCAGGUCUCAGACGUCCCGUGCGAGUCAACCGGCCCCGGAGGGCCGCUGUAAUUAAAGCCAUGAGGGGAAAUGAGACGCCCUCUUUCCAUUAGCAGCCUCUCGUUUCUUUUAGUCUCCAUUUAUAGUUGUUUUUCUCGCAAUCCCUGACCUCUCCAAGCCUUUUUCCGCGUCUUUCCCACUUGACCUGAUUUUCCGUAUCUUUGUUCCUUCCUCUGUCUCUCUCUCUCUCUCUCUAUCCUCUCUUCUCUCUUCUUCUUCUAAGUAAACAGCUCCGAUUGGUUCAGCUGAAAGCUGUAGACAUUGAAACCUUACGCCAUCUGGAGACUAACAGACAGCAAAUGGACUCCAUCCUUGUCUAUUUUGCUUUUUUUUCCUCUGUGGUUUCUCUUUAUCGCUGGCACAAUAGUAGUGAAGUCCCUCUUUUUCUCGGGAUCCCUUGUCGUCCGUGUGCUGUGAGUGACGUGUCGUAGAUCCAACCGAAAUAUCGUUAAAAAACAUUAACCACCAGGGCGGAAAAAAGAAAACGACUUUCUCGAAGGAUCGUUCCAGGUCUUCUGGAUGGAAUCCGGAUGGAAGGGGAAAAAAAGUACACACACAUUAAAAAAAAAGGAAACUUGAUGUCAUUUUUUUUCAUCGAAAGGACAUUUGAAGAAACCAAUCAGAAUUGUUCUUCCAGAUUUGCUGUGAAAUAUAGAAGCAAAAAGUUGAUUUCGCGCCACGUGCGCUGGAUAGUUCUCGCCACACUUUGCUCUAGUGACGUGUUUCUUUGUGUGUAUGUGUGUGUGUGUAUGUGUGCGCUGAUAGGGGCUGAUCUUUUACAGAAACCCUCCAGUUAACGGAAAAAAACCUGCCUUUACCCGCGUAUGUGUGCGUUUGAGACUGUUUCAGGAGGUAGCGGGGAUGAAUCGCACCGAAACAUGACCUGGUCACGUUUUACCCAAAAAGUCAAUAGAAAAAAAUAAAAAAUUGUAUUUUGAAUAAAGAUCAUGAAGACUGAUUUUAAGCACAAUUGCAUUUUAUUGUGAUAUAAUUUUUUAUGAAAAACACAUUUACCCCUAAAUGCUCAUUACUAUAAAGAAUUUACCAAAAAAUUAUUUAUAUAAAAUUUAAUAAAGUAUAAAUUAAAGGCUGUACCAUGCUACCAUGAUGUAUAAAUAUUUUACAAAUGAAUAUAUAUAUAUAUAUAUAUAUAUACACACAUAUGGGUCAUUGACGUAUAAGAAUUUUUGACAGGCCAAUUUCAAAAUACAAAAAAAAUAUAUCUGUUGUAACCGUUCAAACAUUAAGAGUGUUGUGUACACAUAAAUUCACUUAAAAUUUAAAAUUAAGUGAUUUUAGUGUUUUUAUCUCAAUGAAUUGGGUCUAGCCUUAAAAAAUGUCAUUUGGUGCGACCAUGAUUUAUAUUGAAAUUAAUUAAUUUUUUAAAACAUGCUUUUAGAUGUUCUCAGUAAUGAAAGUGUUUAGAAACAAAGUAUCUGCAUUUAUUUUGAGUUCUCGUAAAUAAUGAUCUCAUAAUUUUGUUUUAGAAUUUCAGAGUUGCCUUCUUAAAUGUAGUUAGCAGACUUAUUUUUGCAUAAAAUUGAUAAAAAUGUUUUAAAAAAUACCAUUCACUUAAGAAUGAUUUAUAUUUUUAUUUUAAUACAGUUAUUCCUAUUAUUGGUUGCACCACAUGAUGAGUGGUUGCUCCAAAUGAUGCAAAAGCCUUAUAUCAUUAAAAAAUCUGGAAAUCAUGCUAUAUAGUGCAGAAAAUUUAUCGGAAUAAAUUUAGAGUAAUUUCAAAGACAUUUCCUAAACAACAGUUAUGGCCAGAUGGUCGUGCCACGUGAUAUUUUGACACUUUGAAUAACAGAAAAAUUACAAAUAUCUUUUUUUUGAAAAGUUAAAGUGGGUCCAUACAUAGGAGAGGUACUUCAUAUAUAUGGUAUCUUUUUAAUGCAUUUCAAUUUUUAACUGAAAAAAAUGCAGUCGGACAGAAAAUUUAGGCGUCAUUCUGAUUAAUGUAAUUUUUUCUAAAAUGAUGCAUACAUUAAAGCUAUGCAAUUAAUAUUACUGCACACAAUGUAUGAAUAUUUUACAAUUCAAAUAUUGCUGAAUUUUGUACUUUGCCAGUGCUCAUUUCUCAUGGAAAUAAUAUCACAA